AUGAAGACAAAGUAUGUUGUUGUGGCUCUAUUGGUUUAUCUUGAAAUACACAUCUACGUCGGAGGUGAUUUACCAGUUGCACCCGAAGAUAUGCUUCUAAAGGAUAAGCAUAUAUUUACUAAGGAAGGUACUUACAACCACUUCGUCAGACCUGUUUACAACCCAACUGACACACUUCCUGUUAAGUUUGGAUUGUCUAUAACCCAGCUUCUUGAUGUGGAUGAGAAAAAUCAGAUUAUGACCACGAGCGUUUGGAUGAAACAGGAAUGGAGGGACUACCGACUGACAUGGGAGCCUGCACAAUACAGUAAUCUCUCAGCAGUCUCAUUACCCGAGUACACGUUGUGGUUCCCAGACAUCGUACUGUAUAACAAUGCCGAUGGAAACUACGGCUCAACUAUGUCUACAAAGACCACAACCAAAGCCAGAAUAUAUCACGACGGUACCGUCUUUUACGCGCCUCCUACCAUAUUUAAAAGCCCGUGCAAAAUCAACAUUGAGUUCUUUCCCUUUGACGAACAACGUUGUACAUUAAAGUUUGGUUCGUGGGCCUACAGCGGACAGGAGUUACUGUUGAGUUUGAUGAGCGAUGAAGCAGAAAAGGAGGAUUUUUGGGAGAAUAGUGAAUGGGAGGUGAUGAGCGUUCCAGGGAGAAACUAUACGAUGAAGUACGAUUGUUGUAACGAGAUAUACUCUAACAUCAAGUACGUCGUUAUCAUCCGACGUCGCUCGGCGUUCUACGUGGUGAAUCUGAUCAUUCCGUGCAUGAUAAUGUCUUUUUUGACAUUGAUGGUGUUCUACCUCCCACCAGACAGCGGGGAAAAGGUCAGCCUCAGUAUCUCCAUUCUCUUAGCGCUCUCCGUAUUUCAACUGUUGGUGGCAGACAUCAUGCCGCCAUCUUCAAUAGCAAUGCCUCUGAUUGGCAGAUAUCUCAUGUUCACAGAAGUUCUCGUCAUGGUCUCCAUCAUAAUCACCGUAAUUGUUUUGAACAUUCACCACCGAUCAGGGGUCAUGCACGACAAAAUGCCCUACUGGGUGAGGAGACUUUUCUUGGAGAUCAUUCCCGUAAUAUUGUGCAUGCGGUCGCGCCCGCGUAAACGGAAGUCGGGGGAUGGCGUAUGUGAAAACAAGAACGCACACGAAAUGGAGUCUAUGUUGAAAAAUGACUGUACGAACUUGAUAGCAUGUGAUAAAAAUGGAUUAACUGCAUCGACCAAUGAAGCGGACACCCCGGUGACCAACACAGGUGUUCAUAAGUGUGGGCGGUGUCAGUCACACGCGGUACUCUGCGAGUCGAAGAACACAGAUGCCAAAAUACUGGAGGAAAUACAAAUAAUAACUAGUCAUAUACGGAACGAAGGUGCUUGCAAUGAGAUUAAAGAUGACUGGAAACUUGUUGCCAUGGUUAUUGAUAGGAUUUUACUUUGGAUAUUUACGAUCGCAAACAUAGCGGGCGCUUGCUCCAUUUUGCUUGAGAAGUCGCGGUCGUCCAGCGCGGCAAUGGACAUUUCAGUGGACCCGUACACGGAAGAUUACUAG
This is a messenger RNA of Saccoglossus kowalevskii, 1539 nucleotides long. RefSeq names its product neuronal acetylcholine receptor subunit alpha-6-like. The record is from RefSeq and is a predicted model, not a curated record. Gene Ontology annotation, biological process: monoatomic ion transmembrane transport. NCBI's taxonomy places the organism in Eukaryota, Metazoa, Hemichordata, Enteropneusta, Harrimaniidae. Gene Ontology annotation, cellular component: postsynaptic membrane. Gene Ontology annotation, molecular function: transmembrane signaling receptor activity; acetylcholine-gated monoatomic cation-selective channel activity.